AUGGGGUUGGGCCUACGGGGGCCGACUCACUGCUUCAGAACGUACAAAUGCUUCAAGGAGGAGCUCAAACUCACGUUUGAUCCCCCACAGAAUGAGUUCCGGUCGAGAGCGGAGUUUCUCGACCUGCAACAGGGUAAGCAUGAUGUACAUGCUUACGCUCAAUGGGCUGGGUACUUGGUCUCGAACGUCGUGACCGACUCGAUGGACGAGGCAACCAAGGUCUCCACGUUCAUGAAGGGGUUGAGAGAUGGGCCUGUGAAGACCUAUCUGUUCCGAGAGUACCCGAGUACUCUCGAAGCUGCAAUUACCCUCGCAAUGCAAGAGGAGCAGAAGAACAAGGGAAGCAACGUGCCAUGCUUCCGGUGCGGAAAAUGGGUCACUACGCACGUGAGUACAGAAGCGCCAACAGUGGUCGUCGAGACGUUGAACGUCUUGACGGGGGCCUGUACUGGGUACCAGUACGAGAAGAUGGAGUCGGAGAACCGCAUUCUUUCGGACCGCGAAAGAAUAACAAGCGAAGCAGAAGAGUUUAUUCAACUCUUCGCUGUAAGCGCCACUGAGAGUGGAGAUACGCUCAGUGCUAAGACGAUGAAGGAACGCUUCGAGCACAGAGACAUGCUCUUGGACGAGAUCCCUGUGGAGCUUCCGCAGGACAAUGGAAUACAGCAGGAGAUUGAUCUCGUGCCGGGGACGAAGUAUUGCGCGACGCCGCAGUGGUCACUGCCACGGGAGCAAGUGAAGGCGAUCGACGACAUCUUUGAAAGUCGUCGCAAGGCAGGACAAGUGCGGGAAUCAAAGUCCCCGCCCAGCGCACCUACGUUCUGUACGUCGAUACCUCGAAAAGAUAUGAUCGUCGAUUCGAUGUCCAAGAGCACCAUCUACAGUGCUCUUGAUCUGAGAGACGGGUUCUAUAAGAUCCUUGUGCGUGAGAGCGAUAUUCUUCUCACGGCGGUUAGCACUCCAAGCGGUAUGCUUUGGGAGUUGCUGGUUAUGCCGCAAGGCCUUAAGAACGCCCCUGCGACCUUCAAUAGGUGCAAGAUUCGCCCCCUGUCGCAGCUUCUGAAGAAGGAAGCUGCGUGGGUAUCGACUGCUGAGAGUCAGCAGGCGUUCGAUGCAGUCAAGCCGGGCUUUACUGACGCGCCGAGCUUGGCUGUGACUGACCAAGAUCGUCCAUUUCACGUAGUAUGUGACGCAUCCGAUUUUGCGAUCGGAUGUUCGUUAAUGCAACUCGACCGCGAGGGCCGUGAUCAAAUCGUCUACUACCAGUUGCGUCAGCUGAAGCCGGCUGACCAAAACUAUCUGAUACAUGACAAGGAACUCCUUGCCAUGCAGUAUGCACUCGCAAAGUUCCGAGUGUACUUGCUCGGCAACACGCUGUUCAUGGUCUGUACGGACCACGCGACGUUGCGGACGGCGGUGAAGUCUCCGCCCAUUUUGCAACGAAUAGCGAGAUGGUUGUCCUUCUUCGCGGAGAACAACUUCCGGGUCGAGUACAAACCCGGAAGGUUGAACGUCGUCACAGACACAUUGUCGCGACGACCGGAUGAUGCUGUCAAGACAGCCGACUCCUUGUUGGACGAGGUGAAGGCCGCGUAUGCGAAUGACGCAGACGCGAAGCAGCUGAUCGAGUUCCUCUCAGCUCCUUCCGACAAAGCACACGACAAUGUGGAACGCAUUGUCGUGCCGAAUCAUCUUGACCUGCGCUGCAGGAUCAUGUACGAGUAUCAUGCUGUCCUCAUUCGCAAGAUGGUGCAUCUUGUUGCUGUCACAGCGGAUGUGAUCUCCGUACAUACGGCACGUCUGUUCGUUGAUAUGGUGUUUAAGCACCAUAACAUGUCUAACGACUUUGUGUCGGACCGCGAUCCGCGCUUCACCGCGCGUUUCUGGCAAGAAGUGUUCACACUUCUUGGAACGAAGUUUUCAAUGCCGAUUGCAGCUCAUCCGCAGGCGGACGGGCAAACCGAGCGCGUGAACCACGUGCUCGAAGUUUGCUGA
Messenger RNA from Phytophthora megakarya, 1995 nucleotides. The record is from the annotation of a GenBank genome assembly. Lineage: Eukaryota; Oomycota; Peronosporomycetes; Peronosporales; Peronosporaceae.